This is a messenger RNA of Vicia faba (fava bean), 2700 nucleotides long. Lineage: Eukaryota; Viridiplantae; Streptophyta; Magnoliopsida; Fabales; Fabaceae. The record is from the annotation of a GenBank genome assembly.
AUGGAGUACCCUUUUUAUUCUAAGGGAAGAGGAUUUGGGUAUUGGCAGUCUCCGGGAACUGAGUUGGAAGGAUCAAUGUCGUUAGAUGGUGGAAUCAGCACUUUGGUGUCAGAGGAUAUGCCUAGUAAUUUCUCCGAGCUCAUGAACUUUGAUAAUUAUGCUGGUUUGUAUUCUGGUCCGUCUAUGACUGAUCAGAUUAUGGCUAAUGAGAUUCCGUCUUUUGCCUCGGUGUUAUAUCAAUCACCGGAUGGAUUCAAUCCUGUUGAACAGAACUACGGGCAAAUCUGUACGACAGGAGUAAGUGGAAAUUACAAUAAUUCGGAUAGCUCCCCCGUUUUUGCGGAGAGAGUUGUGCGUCAGAAAAUGGACACCUUACGUGGUUUCUUAGACAACACCGAUGAUGCAAAUAACUUAAAUUCUAAGCAAAAAAUCGAUGAUUCUACGCAGCAUGUUAAUACUUUGUCACUUGAUGAAAAAAUGCUGAAAGCCUUGUCGUUUUUUAAAGAAUCAGCUGGGUAUCGUGAAGUGUCGAGGACAUUUAUAUUUUCUACAGAAGGAAAACCUGGCUGUUUACCGGGACUUCCUGGUCGUGUUUUUAUCUCCAAAGUUCCUGAAUGGACUUCCAAUGUUGGUUAUUACAAUCCAAGUGAGUACUUGAGGGUUGAGCAGGCAAGAAAUCACGAUGUUCGUGGAUCAAUUGCUUUUCCCAUAUUUGAUCUGCACUCUGGAAUGCCAUGUUGUGCUGUCUUGGAACUUGUCACUACGAAGGAAAAGCUUGAUUUUGACAAAGAACUGGAAAUUAUCUGUCGUUCACUUCAGCUUGUAAAUUUGAGGACUACUUUGCCUAUUCGGCUGCUUCCCGAGUGUCUUUCGACCAAUAAAAGAGCUGCUUUAACAGAGAUAAUUGACGUGUUACGAUCCGUGUGUCAUGCACAUAGAUUGCCAAUGGCACUAACAUGGAUUCCUUGUUUUCACACUGAGGGCACAAGAGAAGAAACUACUAGAUUACAAAUUAAAGAGGGUAAUUCAAGUUCUAAAGAAAAAAGCAUACUGUGUAUUGAAGAGUCAGCUUGCUAUAUGACUGAUAGAGUGAUGGAAGGAUUUGUGCGUGCAUGCAUCCAACAUCCUCUUGAGGAAGGGAAAGGUGUAGCUGGGAAAGCUCUUCAAUCAAAUCACCCUUACUUCUAUUCUGACGUGAAAACGUAUGAUAUUAGUGAGUAUCCACUUGUUCAUCAUGCACGGAAGUUCAAUUUGAACGCAGCAGUUGCAAUCAGGCUAAGGAGUAUUUAUACUAAUGACGAUGAUUACAUAUUGGAAUUCUUUCUGCCAAUCAAUAUGAAAGGGAGUUCAGAACAGCAACUUUUAUUAGACAACCUCUCAGGUACCAUGCAGAGAAUUUGUAAGAGUUUGAGGACAGUUUCAGGUGUUGAACUAUCAGGGAUAGAAUGUAAACAUGCGGGGUUUGGAAAAAAAAGAGUCCCGAGUUUCCCCCCCUCGUCCACGAAAAGUUCUCAGAUACCAUUAAUAAAUGAAAACCUUAGCUCUGUCCAGAAGCUGUCGUCGGAGGCUUCGGACCUGAGAAACAAUAGAAAAGAGCCUUCUUGUAACCAGGAAAAUAAAGGAUCAAGAAGGCGAGCUGAGAAAAGUAGAGCCACAUCAGAGAAGAAAGUUAGCUUGAGGGUUCUCCAACAAUACUUUUCUGGUAGUCUGAAGGAUGCUGCAAAAAGCAUUGGUGUUUGCCCGACAACUCUUAAAAGGAUAUGCAGGCAUCACGGAAUUUCAAGAUGGCCAUCCCGCAAGAUUAAUAAAGUGAAUCGUUCUUUGAAGAAAAUUCAGACUGUGCUUGACUCUGUUCAGGGAGUUGAAGGCGGGCUAAAGUUUGAUCCCUCCAUGGGGGCUUUUGUGGCAGGAGGGACAAUCAUCCAAGAAAUUGAUGAAAGUAAAAAUCUCCUUUUCCCGGAGAAAAGUACUACACAAGACUCCGAGCCUAUUUCAGAAGAAGCUGCCUCAGUGCCUCCUGCACCUUGUAGUGAAGGUGAGAAUUCGGCAGAUAAGUUGGAUAGAAAAUUGAAGGGAACCAACGCUUCUAUGAUUGAUUGCAGUGAAGAUUCAAAAUCAUUUGCAAUGGAUGAUUUUCCCGAACAAGCUUGUUUUAGUUCUGUUCCUGCAAAAGGUAAUGCUAUUGGCCAGAGAAGCUCCUUUGUUGCUGAAGACAUGGACAGUGACGCUGAUGGGGAUGAUGAAGUUGUUGAACGCAACAAUCCUACUUCUUCAAGCUUGACAGACUCAUCUAGUGCCUCGGGUUCAAUCAUGCAUGAGAGUUCAUCUAGUUACCAGAACUUUAAGAACCAAAAGCAGUCCAAAGCCAAAUCAACCGUUGUUGAUAGCGGGACAAAAAUCAUUGUGAAAGCUACAUACGGAGAAGACACCGUUCGCUUUAAAUUUGAUCCAUCCACAGGUUGUUUUAAACUAUAUGAAGAAGUUGCAGCAAGAUUCAAACUGCAAUACGGGACAUUCCAGCUCAAAUAUCUAGAUGAUGAAGAAGAAUGGGUGAUGUUAGUGAAUGACUCGGAUUUGCAAGAGUGUUUAGAAAUAUUGAAUGAUAUGGGGACACGGAAUGCAAGGUUUCUUGUUCGUGAUAUGCCUUGCGUUUUAGGCAGCUCCGGCAGUAACAGUUGCUACUUGGUAGGCAGUUCAUAG